CUCCUGACGUAAUUUGCCACACCGCCCGUGAAAAGAACACACCCACUGUUUACACGGCGCGACGUCGCGGUGAGAGGGGGCUUGUCUGACAAAAUUUUGUUGCUGUUCGGUGGUCAGUUUGCGCUGCGCUUGGGGGUGUAGACGCCGCGCUCGGUUAUAUAUCCGCGACUAGUAAGCACCGUACGCGCGCCUUUGAAACAUCAUGGGAGUUAUUCGAAACGGAGCCAACGGGAAGGACCCCUUCAACGGGACGGCGGCCAGUUACGAUGUCCUUGACGGGUUUAAUAGCCAUGAUGAAGGCGAGGAGCCCGUGCAACUGGUUGUCCACGUUCACCACUCAUCACUUCUGGAGCCGCGACGGCGCGCCGCGCGCCGGUCAAUGCCCGCCUGUGGCGACGUCUUAGGGCUGAGCUCUCGCGGGAAGCACCGUUCUACAAGAAAAGUACGGCGCCUCGACAACGAGCGCUUCCUGCACACCCUUGCCGAAGAAGAUGAGGAUGCCGCGGGACAGUUGAGCAUCGAUGACUUCGUGCACCAGUCGGUCUCCGCCUUCUCCCGGUUGCUCGCUGACCUGGACAACCAUGAGGUCUGGGAUGAAGUGCUCAACUGCAAAGGACAGGCGCCGCCUCUGGUUGAGGAACAAGAGCCCGACGAAAUUGCCGACGAAGAAACCAGCAGCCUUCCCACAUCUGGCGGCUGCUUCCAGAGGCUAGACGCAGCACUGCGGAGCCUGUUGCGGAAGCAGCGUGUCCCCCUAGGCACACUGUGCCUGCUGGAGUCUGAGCUGUGCCUGAGCUUUGAGCGCGAGCCCCUUGGGGAGCAGCGCUACCAGCUGGCCAGCAGCUUCGAUCGCCUUCUGCUACAUGCGCUCUGCCAGUACAUGAGCCUGCUCGCACACAGCUACGACAUGGAGGGCAAGCGCUGGACGAGGGUGCGAAACGGCAGGACCGAGUUUUGCCGACCCCCUGAGUCCCUCUCUGCUUACCUCGAGCGCCAAUGGGCGGCACGCGGCUGGCUGCUGACUGCUUCAAAAAGGCCCGUGUGGUCAUCGGCGUCCUUUAUUGCGCAACCCACCUGUUAGAUUAGCUGAAACCACCUCGUCCUGACACUUGCUGCCAAGUGCGCAUCUCAAAGCUAUUAACAGCUAGAUGGGCUAGUUUGUGAGAACAGUCAAGAGCACCAUAGAUGAAGGUGCCAAUUAGGCCUAGUUGUUUUUAAAUUUCGUGGGACAGUAGUGCCGAAAGAUAGGACGAGUAAAAGAUGCAGCCGACAUGAGCACUCAUGUCGUCUGCAUCGUUUCCUUGUACCAUUUUUCAGUGCUGCCGCUCCAUGGGAAUCACCAUAGGUGUUGCCACACUGCCAGCCAUUUCUGAAAAAGUGGUUUUGCACCUGCCUUCAAAGCGCACAUUUGUUUGGAUUUCGUGAGCGUGGAUGUCAAAAACCACAGAUUUUUUUUGAGCAAGUGGUGCAUUGUGAUGUUAUUGCUGUUGCUUUGUCACAUACUAAAGUCACUUGUAAGGACAUUGCUUUGCAAAUUCAAUUACAUUGGAAUAAUAGAGGUGAAAUGCUAAAAUGUGUGAUGGGUUGAGUUGCAUGCGCUAACUUCAGCAGAUGUGUGUAAUGAAUGCUGCUUGUUUUGUGGGAGGUUGGUGCAUUUUCUCCUUUCUUGUAAGCUCUGAAAAAAAAAAUCGUAUGCAAUACUAGCAUCAAAUUUUAAUCUUUCACCUGCACUUCGUAAACUUGUUCUCCAUGGACUUUUGUGGAGUGUUUAUUGCCCUUUUUUGCACACAGUAGUUGUACUGCACCGUUCACUUCAAACAUGUGCAGGCAUUACCUAGACAUUGUUCACAACAUUCGCUGUAGUCACCAGAAAAACAUGGCUCACAGCUAUUGAGCUGGAAGUGCGAACUCAAUUAGCACUGUUAGUGCUUAGUGUUGCCAUCAUGACUCAUUUGUUUGGGUCAGGGUGUGCGACUGCACACAUUGUUCAUAGUAUGUCAUUCACAAUGUUGUGUGUAGCCACGGAAAAAAUAUGGUGUACAGCUUUUGUGUACACACUGAAAACUUAUUCAGCACUUAAAGUACUCAGUGUUUCAAUCAUGACACCUCUUUAGUUUCACUCACAGUGUUCACUUCAAUUUAGUGCAUGCAUUGAAAAGACAUCAUUCAUAACAUUUGCUCAUAAUCAUAACAAAAAAGUGGUGUACAGCUUUUGUGCAGGCGCUGCAAACAUGUACAGUGCUCCGUGCUGUCAUCAUGACCUGCUUUGUUUGGUUCAGGUGAUUCGCUUGAAGCGAGUUUGCGCACCGUGCAUGCGUUGAUCACUGCAUGCGGUGUAGUCAUGGCAAAAACGUGGUGCACAACUUUCGUGUUGACUCUGCAAACCCAUUCAGCACCUAAAGUGCUCAAUGUUGCCGUCGUGACGCCUGCAUAAGCUGGUUCAGUGCGUUGCAGACAUUCUCAACAUUCACUGUAGUUGUUAGAAAAAUGUGGUGCACAGCUUUUAUGCACGCAGUGCAAGCUUAUUUAGCACUGAAGGAACUGAGCAUUGCCAUUAUGACUUAAUUAAUGAAAAUUGGCACAGCGAAGGCUUGUGGCUCAGUUUCAAUAAUGCAGUUUUCAUGUGGUAAUUAGGUAAAGCAAGGUGAUGCAAUUGGAUGUUUCCAUCACUGUUCUAUCUUUGGUAAAGGAAGAAUACUAUGUUGCUGGGUGUCAUGUAAUAAGUAGGCUAACGUGAUGCUUGCACAAUUUCGUGUCAAACUUUUGUUUGUUGGCAAAGGGAGUUUUAUCAGGCUAGUCAUUACAGAGUCAAGAAAGAGAAAUAGCAUACUGUUCACAAAUGAGGCAAGGUCGAAGCUGCGCACUUACAAAAAACCAGAGCUCUUUCGUUGGGGUCAUGCAAUAAACGGAAAGAGUAAAGAAAAAAAAAAGGUUGGAGGGGGGGUUUCUCCUAAAGCCUCAAGUCUUAUUUUCAAAAUCGUUGACUGCAUGCCUAAACGAGGUUUUUGAGUAAUUUCUUUUGUUAUCGUCAGCUGCUGCUGGUUAUCUAGCAGACUUUAGUCUCUGUGGAAAAAUAAGUGCAUUAACUGUGGCUCUGUUGUGACAUGAUGCUCUGUGUUUUCUUCUGUGUAUCUGGCUGUCUUCACUCUAAUGUCAACCUAGAAUGCACAUUUCUUGCAGUCAGGUAAGAUCCCCUGUAGCAAAUUUCUCUUUGGUUUUAAAGGGAAUGCUUGCUUUUAGCACUGAAAGCACUGCUGUUAGACAAAUUUAGUCAGUUGUCUCUAUGGAAAUGGGGCUACCUGAUUACCGUUAAUGGUACACUUGCAAAACUUUACGCCUAGACAGGUUUAACAUUAGUCACUUACCAUGCACUUAGGGUGCAGUUUUUAUCACUUUUAUAGUAUAUCACUUUUAUAUCACUCAUCACUUUUCCGACAGUGUGCAUUAUGAACUGAGCUCUUUUACAGCUUGAGGCCUUUUACUACUGGCAACAAUGAAAUUCAUUGCAAUGACAGAGCAUGUUUCCCAAUUAAAGGGACACCAAAAGGAUGCACUGAUUCCGUCUUGGUUGUAGAUUACUCUUCCAAUAUUGUCUCAACAUCAUUUUGGUGGGGAAAUAUUGCUUAUUACUAAAGAAAGCAAAAGCUCAACUUUCCCCAUUGCAUUUGGUGCCCACCUCAUCGCAAAGAUGAUCUGGUGUCAUCGAUUUCUGUAUGUUAUCGCAUAUUUUGUCCAUGCAGACAUGACAAUUAUAUAUGCACAGAAGAAGUGCACGAAACUUGCCAGAUUUACUUUUCAUCUUUCAUUGCAGUGUAAUUUAAUAUAUUUUAUCUUUUUUGUCCAUUUAAGAAAGAUUGUUUUGCAGAUGCAAACACUUUUAUUGCUUAUUUCAUAGUGUGGAUCAUGUGUCAUGUGAAAAUUUCAAAUUUUUAUGUGAUUCUUGAAUUCUUUGUUUUUAUUCUUGGCUAUGCUGGUUGCUUGGGGAUGCAGUUUCAAUACAGACUUGAGAAGUUAAGGUUUUUAUAACUUUGCACGAAAGGUAAGGAGGAAUGUGUGUAAUGGUAGGUAGAUGACUGUGCAAUUUUUUUUGCUUUGUUGUUUGUUAUGAUUUUAGGCAUAUUUUUGCUGAUCAGUAUAUAAUUUGUGUCCAUGCGAAGUACUAGAGAUGACAGACGUAGUUAAAUGCAAACGACGUUUCUGUAGCUUGGCCUUUACAUUGUUAUAUAGUGUAUUUCUUUAUAUAAAUAUUACACAUUGUUUUUAUAGUUGUGCUUGCUUACUUUUACCAUUAUGUUCACCUACACUGUGCAUUAGAAAUGAUGUCUUGCAGUCCAUCAUUAAUCAUAGCCUGACGAUCCUAAGAAGUGUACUUCUCAAAUCUGUCAAUUCUCACAGGUGACUUGCGUUUAUUCAAACUCCCAGGCAGUCAAGAUUUUAGUUUAGACUAUGCCUGAACAUUGAAUUGGUUGAAUUUUAAUAAGGUAUGGUUACUCAACCCUAUUGAUACGUUUUUGAAGGGACCGCAGGAAAUAAACGUAACAGCCAGGAAAACAUAACAGUGAGAAAAGCCCAAAUCGCCACAGCAAUGUCAGAAACAGUCCUGAAUGGCUGCCAGUACAGUGAUUAAAUGCCUCGGCACUCGUACUGGGACCAGAGAUGGUGCUUGCACACGUAGGUCACGUACUAUGUUCAAUGACAGUGGCCCCUUUUCACUCCCAAUAUGCUUCACCGCUUCGCACUGCUGUACGCGGCGAAGCUGACUCUAGGAAACCUGCGAAAACGAUAACUGCAGUGCUGAGACUUAUCAGGACUGACGAUCGCAUACUUUCUGCAUUUCGGGGCAGUCUUAACCGCGAGUAUACAUUUAUCGUCUUUGUAUCAACGUGCAAGACCAAAUUUGCCUCUGCGUUACUGAAUUUGCCUGACUGACACAUUCAAAUGCAACGUAAAAUGCGGGAACAUUAUACAAUAGCGAUGCAUGAAAUGAUAACAUAAUACAUGGGAGUCAUUGGGCUUUAUGUUGGGAUUGUGAAAAUGCGAUGUAGCAGCCAGGAAAAAACAGCGAGGAGCGUAUCAUUGGGGUUCCACUCUAUGAAUAGGCACAAAACCUUUUUAUUUCUGUACUGUGUAGUCAUUGUCAGGUUCCAUAGAGAACUGGGAAAAGUGUGCCUGUGCAGUCGUGAAAGCAGCAAAUACACACAGGAGUCAUAGGUUUCAUUCCUGUUAACACAUCAUAGCAGUAAAAAAGCUUGAAUUUUCUGAAAGUCUUGUCUGAAUUUGGGAGCUUGAAAAUGCAUUGAAGGCAUAAUGGGAAGCGAGUCUUCAGAUUUGUUUAAUUAACUGGGACAUUAAAUUAGCUGAGUUGGAAUUGCCAUGUUUCGACCAUGCUCAAAGUGAUUACAAAUCUGGAUGGUGUCAUUUGAUUGCUUUGCAGUGUCUGUACAGAAUUGCUUCUCUAUUGAAUCAUUUUUAAAUGACAGCACUGGGCCAGAGCUGGCUUAAGAUGUUGUGUGCUUUGUUCGCCCGCCAGCUUGUUGUACUGUACUCGAUGCUGUCAUUGUCAGCAUUAAAGUCAUUGCUGAAGAA
Molecule: messenger RNA, 5586 nt
Organism: Dermacentor silvarum
Lineage: Eukaryota; Metazoa; Arthropoda; Arachnida; Ixodida; Ixodidae
Product: R3H domain-containing protein 4
Exons: 6
Coding region: 203-1081 (292 amino acids)
Molecular function (GO): nucleic acid binding
Source: RefSeq, a predicted model, not a curated record